AUGGCCGACAGGAACCCUGGCAAUUUUGCCAACUGGCCCAAGGAGGACCUGAAGGAGACUGCUUCCAAGGGGGGUCAAUCCAGCCACAGUGGAGGCUUCGCCAGCAUGGACCCUGAUAAGCAGCGAGACAUCGCUUCCAAGGGCGGCCAGGCAUCUAGUGGAUCUUUCGAAAAGGGAAGUGAGAGAGCCAGAGAGGCUGGUCGCAAGGGAGGUUCGAAACACCAGAGUUCACCUGAGGAUAUUUAA
This is a messenger RNA of Scedosporium apiospermum, 246 nucleotides long. RefSeq lists its product as uncharacterized. NCBI's taxonomy places the organism in Eukaryota, Fungi, Ascomycota, Sordariomycetes, Microascales, Microascaceae. The coding region runs from base 1 to 246 and encodes 81 amino acids. The record is from RefSeq and is a predicted model, not a curated record. The transcript has 3 exons.